AUGUUGGAAAAGAUAGCGUCUGCUUCAUCCGAAGGCUCCUCGCAAGUAAAUAUGGGACAGUCCUGUGAUGACAAGGCUAGCAGGAUCAGCGCAGAGACUCAACGGAGAGCCAAAGCUCUACAGAUCCUUUUCAAAAGGAUUGCCGAAGACAGGAAAAUUGGCCGUGCAACCGAGACAGUUUGCAACAGAGAUUCCACAGGAAAGCAAGAUGCUACAGAGUCCAACAAUGUCCAUGCAACAAACCCAGAGUUUUCUGCACAAGCCGCCAGCAAACGAACAAAGGGGCGCAGAAACAGUGCAGCGGCACCAUCAAAUGGACACUUAAUCAGAAGUAAUUCGCACAGGCUUGAGUCAAAGACAGAAAGAUUUGUGACGCCAGUUAACUGCGAUCCAGAGAUACCUCCUGUCGAACUGCAAUCGGCACAAGUUCAGUCGGAUGCCAAUAAUUUGGCUGUUAACCCCUCACGAAACCAAAGCGCCGAUGAAGACCCGCCGCCUGACCCCGUGACCAAGCGGCUUCUGGCUCGGAUGUCUGCAGCGGUGACUGUUGAGGAGCGCCCAAUUGAUUUUGGGCAUGACCUGCUUCUAUCACCUGAAGAAAAAGAAUACAUGGACCGUUUUGUCUUUGUAGAGCUUUCUAAAAUUCCAGUAAUGCCCUAUACUGCCCCUGCAGUAGAGGGACUUUUGUUUGCUGAGACAUUCGAUAGAGAAGACGUGUUCGAUACGUGGAUUGUUUCCAGAAGUUCCACCCACUCUGGACAAUGGAAUCAGGAGUUGAGACAUCCGCAUGUAAUUGAAGGGGACCGCGGACUAAUGACUGCCUCCAAGGGUCUUCGACACGCUAUUAGCACUUUGUUACCCAGAUAUGCGAUGCUUUCUCCUGAAGAUCCUCUAGUGCUGCAAUACGAGUUGCAGCAUCAGCAGCCAGAUUUCACUUGUGGAGGCGGUUACAUGACCUUUUUCCAAUCCGACGCACAGUCACAGCAACAAUUCGACGGGAAAACUCCAUACUCCUUGCGGUUUGGAGCCGACCAGUGUGGGAGGCGUCGAGAAAUCAUAUUUACGGUCAAUAGGAAAUGUCGAAUAACUGAAAAAAGCGUUACGCAUACGCUCUUUCCUCGGCUAGCGCUGCCCUUCAGUGACCGCACGCGUCUUUUAACGCUAAUCCUGAAACCAGAUGGGACAUUCAAGAUACUGCUGGAUGGAAGAACUAUUCGCAGGGUGAUCUUUUGUUCCCACCGACCAACGCCACUAGUGGCUCUCAAUCGUGACGUCUACGUUGGUCAGCACAAACUCACAUCAGGUCCUUGCACUUUGCGUGUUGUCAUCCGCUACCAGGGGACAAUCUUUGCUGACUUGAGACCGCCGUGGCCACACACAGGCCAAACGAUUCAGGAGCUGUCCAAAGAAUUUCCAAGCUUCAACGCAGUAGGCCUAGUAUUCAUGGCGAUGGAUAGUGGGACUCUUGUAGACAACAUUGUAGUGGGCAACAACGUCCAAGCUGCUCAGAAAUUUGCAAGAGCAACGUUCUGGAAACGAAUGGAAGUGGAAGACAAGGUUGCCGAAAUUGCAUUCAGGACGCGGAGCGCUGCUCGACAGGAGAUCCGUUCGCUGCGGCGCGAAUCUGAAGCACUUCAGGCCAUCUCAAACUCUCAUCACGCGAAUUACGGCAGAACGCAGCUUCGAGUGAAGACUGAACAACUCUUGCAGCAGGCAAACAGCUUUUCCGCACUUGUACAUAGAACCAAAGAUUUUACUGAAUGGACAUCAUUCAAUCCCAGGGACCACCAAAUGGGUAAUUGUCGUAUGGUUGGAGCAUUGAGAGAAACGGAACAAACAAAAGCUCUAUUAAGUGACGAUGAAGCAGAUGAAAACAACCUGAGUGGUGGAAUUUUUCUCGCAAGCACUGUGAUUUCAGGGUGA
Eimeria tenella is the source of this 1923-nucleotide messenger RNA. RefSeq names its product calnexin, putative. Bases 1 to 1923 code for a protein of 640 amino acids. The transcript has 6 exons. Gene Ontology annotation, cellular component: endoplasmic reticulum membrane; endoplasmic reticulum. The record is from RefSeq and is a predicted model, not a curated record. Gene Ontology annotation, molecular function: calcium ion binding. Gene Ontology annotation, biological process: protein folding. Lineage: Eukaryota; Apicomplexa; Conoidasida; Eucoccidiorida; Eimeriidae.